AUGUUAUGUGCCAUCUCAGGCGAGCCCGUCGUCGAAGCGGUUGUGUCGCCGAAAUCAGGCUCUGUUUUUGAAAAGAAGCAUAUCAUCAACUACCUCUCGACAACUCCCACCGAUCCUAUCAACAAUGAGCCAUUGACAGUGGAAGAGCUUGUGGCCAUCAAAUCCACCACACCAUCAUUCGUGCCGCCUGUGACUGCCACAUCCAUCCCGUCACUCUUGGCUACGUUUCAGAACGAAUGGGAUGCAUUGGCUCUCGAAGUGUUCACGUUAAGAAAACAGCUCCAUAAAGCAAGAGAAGAAUUACUGUCUGCGCUUUACCACCAGGACGCAGCCGUCAGGGUGGCUGCCAACGCCAUACGUGAGCGUGACGAGGCCAGAGAGGCUCUCCAGCAGUUGGCUUCCAGUAUUGGAGAGGGCAAUUUCGAGAACGACUCCGUCAAUGGCCUGUCUGGCACCAUUCCGGUCGAAGAAAUCAACCAGGCCCGUGAAGAGUUGUACCAGCUCCACAGGUCUAUCAAGCCUGCCUACACCGUCAAAGCAGAUGCGGAAUUGAGCAUUUCUGUCAAGAAAGUGGUCGGAAAGCCUUUUGAAACGGCCACUGCAACAUUUUUCGAUUCCUCUGCCAAACAAUACCUUGUUGGAGGUGAAACUGGCGUCCAGGUUUACGACUUGAGACUGGAACUGGAGCUGGUGUUGGUCGAGCUCAAAGAACCAGCCACAGCCGUGAACAACGGGCCUCUUGGGCCAUUGAUUGCCACCAAGAAUAAGGUCCUCAUGGGCGACCAAGAAUGGCCCAAUUCCCUCGAAGAACCCAUAACUAGCAUCAUCGUCCACCCCAGCUUGCGUCACCUUUAUAUCCUCGUGUCUGCACACAAAUGGUCCAUCAACAGCACCACAGAUUCGUCUCCAGUUUUGUUCACAGCACCUCCUGUCGAGUACACUUUGACCUCGGGUGAUAUUCAUGUGGACGGUGCUUUGGUGGCGUUUGGUACCGACACCAAGCAGGUGCACAUCCACAACACUACAGAUGGCCAAUUGGUAUCUACAGUGGAAACAACCUACAGCGAGGUCACCAGGAUCAAGUUUGCAUUGAACGGAUACUGGCUUUUGGUUGGUUCCAGACAGGGAGAUGCUAGUGCCUUGGAGAUCGUGGACCUCAGAAAGAACGUCAUUGUGCACUCCAUCCCAUUGGAAGGUUUGGUGGACUUUGAUAUCGAUCCAUCAUCCAGUGUAAUCGUCAGCUACGACUUCAAUGGAAUCGCUGUGCACAGGUACGUGAAAAAAGGCAAGAAAUGGCUCGAUAGCGUUUCGAGCUUGGAGGUUGAAGGCGUGAUUGGCCUUGAUUCGUUGACCAGCCAUGGGGAUCCCGAGUACCAAGAAAGUCGAAUUAGCGUGGGUGUGGUCAAGGCAGACUCAGAGGUGGUUGAGUACGAGAUUCUGCCAUAG
Molecule: messenger RNA, 1446 nt
Organism: Suhomyces tanzawaensis NRRL Y-17324
Lineage: Eukaryota; Fungi; Ascomycota; Pichiomycetes; Serinales; Debaryomycetaceae
Product: E3 ubiquitin-protein ligase
Exons: 1
Coding region: 1-1446 (481 amino acids)
Biological process (GO): mRNA splicing, via spliceosome; DNA repair; protein ubiquitination
Cellular component (GO): cytoplasm; U2-type catalytic step 1 spliceosome; Prp19 complex
Molecular function (GO): protein binding; ubiquitin protein ligase activity
Source: RefSeq, a predicted model, not a curated record